AUGAUCUGUGCGAAACCGGUAUCCUGCAAGAAGUGCAACAAAGAAAUACUACCUGGUACCGCGUUCUACGAUGUUGACCACGCUCCGAAGUGCACGGACUGCUGCAUAGCAGACGGUACGAAGCUUUCUCCAGUGACUGCUCAGAAAGGGGUGACCUGUCAAAAGUGUAACAAAGAAAUACCCGUUGGAGCACCGUUCUACGAAGUGGAGCAGGAGCCCAAGUGCUUGGACUGUUGCAUUGCUGAUGGCGCUAAACCUUCCCCAGUGACGGAAUCGAAACCGGUUUGUGCAACAUUUGGUUUUCUCAAU
Molecule: messenger RNA, 309 nt
Organism: Ostertagia ostertagi
Lineage: Eukaryota; Metazoa; Nematoda; Chromadorea; Rhabditida; Trichostrongylidae
Source: the annotation of a GenBank genome assembly